Messenger RNA from Drosophila montana, 1349 nucleotides. Its product is annotated as solute carrier family 22 member 16-like. The transcript is spliced from 4 exons. NCBI's taxonomy places the organism in Eukaryota, Metazoa, Arthropoda, Insecta, Diptera, Drosophilidae. The coding region runs from base 65 to 631 and encodes 188 amino acids. The record is from RefSeq and is a predicted model, not a curated record.
ACUUCCCUUCUUCAACAUAAUCGUCUCUUAUCGUGUGAAAAGCCUUGGGAUUUCGCCAUUUGUAAUGGCCGCACUGACUGUAACUCCUUUUCUGCCUGCCAGCUUGGCAGCAAUUAUCCUGCAUGAUCGCAUCGGGCGCAAGGCAUUGGCUUUUACAAUAUUGCUCCUCAUAUGCAUUUGCAUGUUGGUAACGGGCGUCGUCCUCUCAUCCGCUGCUAAUCGCUCCCCCAGAGUACUGUUUACGUUUUAUGUGAUUGGGUUAGGUUUUAGCCAACUUGCAUUUUUUUCAAAUAUGCAGUACACCUUGGAGCUUAUUCCGACUUGUGUGCGUUGUCAGGCAUUGGGUGCUCUCUAUUCCAUAAGCUAUUCGUUUUUAAUAUGCAAGGGUUGCAUUUUGAACAUGCGUAACAUUUUUUUCCCGCUGCCGGAAAUCAUUCUGGGCGUGCUCAUUUUGCUGUGUGCCGGAUUGUUCUUGCUGCUGCCGGAGACACUGAAUCGCACGCUGCCCUGUUCACUGGAGGAUGGCGAGAAGCUUGGCAUUGACGAGCAUUGGUACACAUUUAGCUGCAUGGAGAAGCGCAAGCAGCCGGAAGAGCUUGAUAGCUCGUUGGCACCGCGAAAUGGGAUAUAAGAAGUGUUUCACCCAUUUUCCUCAUGGAAAAUUCAAUUCAACGCACUAUUUUGAACUCCACGUCUCAAGUUAUGUAGAUACAAAAUUACAAAUUUUACUGGUGUAUAAGUUAAUGCUAGAAAUAAUCAUUUUGCCCUCGUUUUCUAUUGAAGAGAAGUAAAGUUCAGAAAACUUUGAAGUCUGUCGGACGAAGAGUUCGAUUUAUACAGACAUUAUUCAAAUAGAAAUCGGUUUCAAGUUUCAAGAUACCUUUAAAACCGAGGCUCGGCUAUAUAUCUACAUAAGAUACAGUCGACUUUAGAUUAUUGUUUAUAGAAUUCUAUUUUUAUUCAACUAUCGUAUAACAAUAUUAGCGUAAAAGAGCCACUCACUUUAUAGCAAUAAACUUAACUUGCUGCCCCCAUGCCCCAAAUAUUCUUUUUUAUCGUAUAGAUGGCCAUUAUAUGUGUAUAUAUAUACAUAUUUAUAUAUUUGAUAUUAUAUUACCAUCAUUUUUUGUCAGUAUCUCGUUCCAUUUCCAAAAUAAUGGAUACAAAUUGAUAUUGAGACUUGGUUUUCUAAGUAAAAUUCGUGAGCUAGAGGACCUAGGCACACCAAAUUUGGUAUUUGGAAUAUUUAAUUUUUGAUAUUCCCCCAUUCCCCCACAUAUUGAAAAUAAUUAAUUUUUAAUGUUUGAGCCUUUUGAUUUGGUUUAUACAUACAUUUAAACGCCAUGUUU